This is a messenger RNA of Triticum aestivum (bread wheat), 1239 nucleotides long. RefSeq names its product neurofilament light polypeptide. Lineage: Eukaryota; Viridiplantae; Streptophyta; Magnoliopsida; Poales; Poaceae. The record is from RefSeq and is a predicted model, not a curated record. Gene Ontology annotation, biological process: embryo development ending in seed dormancy. The coding region runs from base 792 to 1109 and encodes 105 amino acids. The transcript has a single exon.
AGAAAGACAACGGCUAAAAGUAGGAGUACAACCGAUCAGCUGGCCCAGUUUAGGCUUGCAAGCCAUUGGGGAAGCUUCUUGGGCCUUGUCGACUAGGUCCUUGAGCUGGAGUUGUAGCGGCUACGCUGUUGUCGACAACGCUACAUUAGGUACAAUAGCUUGUUUUCUCCUUCAGUGUUAGUGUCCAAACAGGUCGUUGACAUAGUAGACAGUUCAAAAGUCAUCGUGCUAAAUCCCAAUAGGACCAGCGCACCAGAACAACAAACUCAGAAGAACACCUAAAAAUGAAGCAGAAGCCUCCCCACCAGCAAAAACACACGAGUCGGAUCGGCGACGACACCGGCAGGAGGCGGGAAAACCCUAGAUGAGUAGCUUGUGUGGGAGAGGAGUUGUAAACGUGACGUUCUCUCCCCGACAUUUCCUUUAUGCCGAAUAUAGCAAUGCUAUGUCGACAGAGCAGAAACCGGUUCCUGUUAUUUUCUUGAAUCGAUUCGUGUUAAUUCCAGGCGCCAUAGGAAUAAGAUGCAUGGACUGUGCGUGCCGACCUGGUAGGGCACGUGUCCACCGUCGGUCCACAUUCAUGUACGCCUGAGCUGAGGCCCCCAAGCUUCAAAUCAUAUAGUAAUACACAUACGGCGGCCCCACAUACGGCUACCGUAGAAUGUAAACCGGCCCUAUAAAUUCGGACCGGCCGGCCGGCCUGGUAGUAACGACGAACCAACAAGACAACUACUGUAGAACACAAGAAAGAAACCUGUAGCACCGAGCUAGGCGAAGGUCGAUCGAGAUAGAUGCAGGGCGGGGAGAGCGCGGCGGGCGCGGCCAAGGAGGCGGGGGCGAACCUGGGCGCGUCGGCGUGGGCGGGCAAGGAGAAGACCAUGGCCGCGGUGCAGGAGCAGGUGGAGAAGGCCAAGGCGCACGACGACCCGGCGGCCCAGGCGGAGGCGGAGGCCAGGAAGGAGGAGCGGGUCAUCGAGGUGGAGGCCGCCAAGCAGGACGCCUACCGCCACAACGCCGCCGUCGCCAAGGACGGCCGCGCCGCCGCCGUCGUCAAGGAUGAGAAGGAGGCGGCCGCCGACGACGAGGAGGAGGCCGUAGUCUCCGCCUGACGACUCCUCCGGAAAACCUCCUUCUCCAGUGUUUUCAUUUGUUCGACCGACUGUAUGUAUUGUAUUGUAUUGUUUGGCGUGCUGACGUGCAUUUGGAAUUGUUGUUGUGAGAAGAGUUGUUGUUAUUGGA